Caenorhabditis angaria is the source of this 899-nucleotide messenger RNA. Lineage: Eukaryota; Metazoa; Nematoda; Chromadorea; Rhabditida; Rhabditidae. The record is from the annotation of a GenBank genome assembly.
AUGAAAGCAAAAGUGCAAAUAUUCAAAAUUCUCUCAAUUUUAUGUGCAUUUUUAUUGCAACAUGUCUCGGCUGAAUGUAAGACAUGUAAGUUGUGAUAAUAUGAAAUCACAUGGGUAUUCGUAAAUUUCCAGAUCCCAAUGGCACUAAUGUACCUUGCAAUUAUGAUUUUCAAUGUGAAGUUGGAUUCAUAUGUAAUAACAAUAAUUACUGUUGUACUCGAGAUCAUCCUAGAAUCGAGUGCAAAAACCAGAACACCUUCAAAACUCGAUGUCAAACUCAAGAAAUCGGAACUUCUGCUUUAUUCUGUAUUAAAGACAAUAAGUGUAAUGAACCGAAGCGAAGUGAUCGGAAAAUUCGAUAUUGUUUUGAUGGUGUAACACCGUGGGAAAAUGAGCCAGAAUGUACAGUUAUCGAUAAUAUUCGAUUUGUAUGUGAAUAUUAUGUGAAAGAUCGAAGAACUCGUGGAACUUGUCGAUUUGGGCAUUGCUGUCCGAAAAGUAAGUCCUUUUAAUCGUAAGCUCAAGUAAACUGAAUCUGAAUUUCAGGACGUGUACACUUGAAAAAACCCAUCUUAUCCGACCACAGCUAUCUAACAAACAUCGAUUGUGAUUAUUCUCUCCCACUCCAACCCAUCUAUCAAUACGCAUUCUGCGAAAAACCCGCCGAUCCUACCACUCAACCCGGCAAAAUUUGGUUGCUCGGACAGAAAGCGCUGGAUUCUGGCGAAAUUUUGGGCGAAACCCCGCAGAUUUGUCGAACAUCAGCCGAUUGUGCGAUGGAGCGCGUUUGUGUGAAUUUGAUGCAUGGCGUGAGGAUUUGUAUGUUUGACACGGAUCAUGAAAUGAAUCCGGUCAAUGGGAAGAUUCCGUUUUAUGAUUUGAGCAAGAUUCAGGAUUGA